Messenger RNA from Schistosoma haematobium, 1782 nucleotides. RefSeq lists its product as uncharacterized. The transcript is spliced from 11 exons. NCBI's taxonomy places the organism in Eukaryota, Metazoa, Platyhelminthes, Trematoda, Strigeidida, Schistosomatidae. Bases 457 to 1479 code for a protein of 340 amino acids. The record is from RefSeq and is a predicted model, not a curated record.
CAUGAACAUAUGAGCAGAUCUUUUGAAUCACAAGUUAACCAAUCGUUGAUUAUAAAUUAGUAUUAAUCACAUCCAUGAUAGGUUUCAUCAAUAGGAGUCAGGAAUUUCAAACAACUGUGGAUACAUUUCAGCUCAUAUUCUCAACAACCAGAAAAAUAUUGAAUAAAGAUGCGCUCAUCUACGUCUAUGAUUGGUUAACAAUGAACAUACGAUUUUACCACGUAUAUUCAUCUUAAUGGUCAGUUUGAAUCAUCGAAUCAGUUGUAAACAACCUUACACUUCAAAAUUCUAUAUAAACCUGACACGUUCUAUUCAAAUAUGACUUACUACUUUGAACAAGAAGAUGAGGUGAGUGUUGACUGAACAUACGAAUUCAAUUUGAAACUCAACACAACGAGAUUACGUUGUUUAUUUCAUCUGAACCAUUUUAGACACAACAUUUUAUCUUCUCAAUGGAUGUCAUUCUUCUUAAUUAUCAUCUGCGUUGCCGAGUUCUUCGAAUGCCAGGAUGUCUGCAAUCAAACUGGAUGGAUGACUUCAGGAAAAAUAAUUUCUGAAAAUAGUUCUUAUCGAUAUUCUCAGCAUUAUAUGUAUUUACAAAGCAUCAGUAUUAAUCAGACUCAGCCAUCUGUGAUUACAAGUUUGGAUAAAUACAAUAAAACUUUGUUUCUUGAACCACAACUGUCGCUUAAAUUUUACAAUAGUAACGUCACACGUUUCGAUAUUUACACCGAUAGUGGCAUAGAUAUACACGGAGAACAAUACGUCGGAUAUAUUGAGGCUUUCAAUGCAAAGAAUAUAAGUUUUGAAUUUGCGAUUUUGAAUAAGAAGGACUUAUUUGCUGUCAAAUGGUUUAUUGAUAAAGAAGUUGAUGGUAAACAAUUUACAGCCGAGGUAACUUGCCUAAUACAUCCGAAUGGGAAGAUAGUUUUCUAUUAUGAUAAAGUUUCAACGGAAAUUAAAACAAUUGAUUGGAAACCGAAAAUCGGAUGUGGAGGAACACCUCAAAUAGUUACUCCUGAAACAUGGAUCAAUAGUGGCACGAUGGUGGAAUAUGAACUCAUAGGAGACUAUUGUCCAAAAUACACUUCACCUGAAGCAUGCCAAAACGCAACAACAUCGGACAUAACUUGUUUUUGGUGUGAUAAAGUGAAGCUAUGCAUUGAUAGUACUGACAAGGAUGCUCAUAACAUGAAAGUUAAUAAAUGCCGUGUUAAGCAUAACCCAGAUGUGAACGAUUUGAGUACACAAACACCCACUAAACACAUUGAAACAACAUCAAGCGCUGGUGAAUUUCCGGUUACAGAAAGCCCCAAGGGAACUACAGAAGAAACUAAUCAACACUCGAACACGACUACUGAAGAGAAUGUAGAGAAGAAAUCACUAUGGUACUUGUAUAUCGUGAUUCCUUUAGUCAUCAUUUUCUUUGUUGUAUGUGUUGGUUUAAUAAUUUGGAGAUGGCUACAUCAAAGAAAGUGAAGUAACAGAUGAUUCUCACAAAUGUCUUAUAACUUCGUUUGAUUAUUUCAAAUUGUUUCCAUGUAGUACUUCUUUAGAACACUUUCCAUAUCAUUAUUCAUUUCAAUAGUUUGGACAAUUUCUUUAUGUAAUUAUGUACAUUCUUAUGAUUGUUUACUUAACAACUUAUGUAAUGUUGUUGACAAAAUAUAGAAACUGGAUUUUUACUGUUUGCGUUAUUGUCUUCAUUGAAUAGAAACUGUGUAGCGUCAAAUAAAUCCCCCAAAUAAAUAGCUCAACAACCCCUGCAAUCGCUAGCCAGAU